AUCUCUAGCGUUGAAUCGACAUAGACGUUGAUUUCUUUGUCAAAGUGUAUAGCAUUAUUUAGUAUUAAAGUGCGCCAUCUUGGAUUUAAAGAAAUAUAAAAGAAAGUUUUUGUAAGAAAAAAUUUGUUCAACCAUAAGUUUAAAUAAAUAAUAAUAAUUUUACAUUCAGAUUGUUUAAGAAUUGCUUUCUAAUUCUACCACAAGCACAAGCAACUUAAAGUCCCAAUAUAUUUAAUUGAAAUUCAUCUAAGUUAGACUUUUGGCUUUUUAAAUAUAAAAAAAAAUAUUGGCUAUGUCUCCAAGCGUAAAACAAGUACCAAACAACAAUAUGGCAUUCCGUGGUAACCAAAACCGUAAUCGCAGUUUCGGUGGCAACAAUUUCAGUGGCCCAAUUGCUAAUCGUAUGACUAACAUGAAUAUGUCGCCUUGGGAUAAUCAAAAUGCCGGUGGCAAUUUUGGUGGGAACAUGCGCCAAGGCGGUGGUGGCGGCCAAGGGAUGAAUGCCCAAGCUAUUAACUUGGCAAACAAUUUAUUAAGUAAUUUAUUCCGUAAUCAAAAUCCACCAUCCUUGUUGGACUUACCACGUGGUGGUGGUGGCAUGGGCAAUAGAAAUCAACGCGGUGGACCGAUGGUCAAUCGUGGUGGUGCUGGCAAUCGUCUUAAUAAUCGUCGUUCUCAAGGAGGUUUCCAAAAUCGUGGCUCUUCUGGUGCCAAAUCAGGCCAAAAACAAGGCGCUGGUGGCGGCAUUCGUAAACAGAAUGCAUUUGAUCGUGCCAAAAAACUUUUGGCUAAAAAUAGCAAUAAUAAAAAGAAGGAUUCCGCUUCUGGCGAUAAGAAAAAUGAGAGCAAGGAAUCUCCCUACGCCAGUGUACCAAAUGAUAUGUUUUACUGUCAUCUAUGCAAGAAGCACAUGUGGGAUGCCAAUUCAUUUGAGAAUCAUAUUAAAGGACGUACUCAUUUGAUGAUGCGUGAGGGUAUUGAGGAAAGUUAUCGUCUAAAGGCAAACAUGAUUCGUCAAGAAGCUAAAAUUGCUGAGCAACUCAAGUCUAUUGAAUUAGACCGUUUGAAGAGAAUGGGCAAGAGCAAGCAACGUCAAUUGGAAUACUGUACUAUGUGUGAUUUGAAUUUCCAUGGUCAUAUUUCAGCCCAUCGCAAAUCUGAGGGUCAUUUGCAAUUAAAGAAAUUCUUGCAUCCAAAGUGUGUUGAAUGUAACAAGGAAUUUGCUACACGUAUCGAUUAUGACUCACAUUUAUUGUCUGCCGAUCACUUGAAGAAAGCCGCUGAAAAGAAUACCAAAGUAGGUGAACGCAAACGCAACACUCUUACUAUUCAUACUGAAGAAGAGGAAUUGAAAGAUGUCCGUCCACCACAAAAGAAGAAGAAGAAGGUACCAGUUACUAAAACUGAGGGCGCUGAUGGUGUUGAGAUUAAAAAAGAAGUUGAAGAAGGGGCUGAAGGUGAAGAGGCUGAAGGCGAAGAUGCUGAGAAGAAAGAGGGUGAAGAAGGCGGUGAUGAAACUAAAGAAGGUGAAGAAAUGAAUGAAACUCAGGAAGAAGAAGAAGUCGUAUUACCAGUCGAUCCUGAAGAUUGUAUUGUUGAUUUUCUUGAUGGUGAUGAAAUUCCAUCAGAAGUUGAUACACGUUUACCAAAAUACAAUUGGACUCGCGCAGUUGGAGCUGGUCUAAUUUCCAAGCUUGAAUGUUUUGAAUGCGCUUUGUGCUGUAAAUUCUUCGAUACCGAAAAAACAGUUGAAGUUCAUUCCCGUACAGUUACACAUCAUCGCAAUUUCUUGAAAUUCAUUAAUGAGAAAGCAAGUGACACCAAAAUUGCUCAAAAACGUGCUGCUGCAGCUUUGGAAGAAAGUGAACGUAAGAAGCGUAAGUUGGAAGAAGCUGAAGCUGCUGCUGCUGGUGAAGGUGAAGGCGAAAAUGGUGAAGAAGCUGCUGCAGAAGGCGAAGGUGAAGGUGAAUUAUAUGAUCCAUCCGAAGCUACUGGCGAUGAUGAGGAUGUUGAAAUGGGAGAUAAUGGUGAAGAAGCCGCAGAGGGUGAAGAAGAAGGCGGUGAAGAGUAUGCUGAUGGUGGUGAAGACGAAAAUGGUGAUGCAAUGGACGCUCAAGAAGAAGAGCAACCUGAACCAGAACCCGAACCAGAGCCAGUCAAAGUUAAGGUUGAAGUAAAACAAGAACCCGUUAAGACUCCAGUAAAACCUGUUGUUGCUGCUACACCAACACCAACUCCACCAGCCGAAUCACCAGUAAAGAAAACCACACCUGCACGUGCAACACCAGCUGCUAAAGCGACGCCCCGCGGACGUCAACGUGGACGUUACAACCGUUAUUAAAUAACUUAAAAAUAAUUUUCAAAAUAAAUUAUAAAUAAAUAAAAUUAAUAAUAAUUUAAUAAAUAAAAUAAAUUACAAUUGCAACAUGACGCGAGUAUCUAUAUUCAGCAAAAAUUAAAGAAAUUUAUUUUAUUGUAUUAUCUACACAUAUAUAUAUCAUACAUUAUAACAAAAUUGAUCUACAAAAAUAUAUAUGUAAUCUUAAGUUCUAACUUAAUUAUAUUCCGCAUCAUUGCUACUAUAUUAAAUAGUGUAAUGAGUGAAUUAGACCCAAACUUCCAAAAAAUUAUAUUUCAAUUAUUUUGAAGUUAUUAAACAAUGAAUUAUAAAUAAAUUACACAAAUUCCAUAUGACAUAAUUUCUAUUAUUCCAACAUCCCAGUGUGAACUGAACAAAAACAUAAUUGUAUUACAUUAUAUACAGUAGUAAAUAAUGGGCAUGUAAUGGAAAUAAGAAUAAUAAAUUAAACAGUUCUAAUACA
Messenger RNA from Teleopsis dalmanni, 2822 nucleotides. RefSeq names its product zinc finger protein on ecdysone puffs (gene Pep). Lineage: Eukaryota; Metazoa; Arthropoda; Insecta; Diptera; Diopsidae. Gene Ontology annotation, cellular component: nucleus. The transcript has 5 exons. Bases 293 to 2341 code for a protein of 682 amino acids. The record is from RefSeq and is a predicted model, not a curated record.